Plasmodium vinckei vinckei is the source of this 2193-nucleotide messenger RNA. RefSeq names its product conserved Plasmodium protein, unknown function. The coding region runs from base 1 to 2193 and encodes 730 amino acids. NCBI's taxonomy places the organism in Eukaryota, Apicomplexa, Aconoidasida, Haemosporida, Plasmodiidae. The record is from RefSeq and is a predicted model, not a curated record. The transcript is spliced from 3 exons.
AUGGAUGCAAUGCCAAAUAAUAAUGGGAAUGGAAAUGUACAAUUAAGAAAUAAUCAAGAUGUUCAUACUAUUGGUGAUAUAAAUUCUAAUAUCAAUAUGCCUUUAAAUAAUUCAAGACCAAUUAAUAAUAAUGAAAGGUUUAAUAAUGGAACAAAUAUAAAUAAUCAAACUUCUGAAAAUAUGCGUUUAGAAGAAGCCCCACCUAACACGCCAACUACGCCGACCACUAGAAACAAUGGUCGCCCCAGUACUUUUUCAUUACUCUCAAUGAUAGCUGGGAUAAUCUUAAAUCAACUGACGGGAUAUCGAUCCCCUAAUGUACCAAGUUACAUCCUGAAUAACAACCUGAAUUUCCCAACUCGUAUUAAUAUGGGUUAUAAUGCUAUAAGAGGAUUAACUGAAAAUAAUACGUUAGGAAUGAAUCAAAGGCAUGUAACCGAAACACCAAAUUUGCCUUAUCCGGUUGAAAUUCAAAACAAUAAUGAAUCAGAAUCCUCUAAUGUACUUAAUUGUGGAAAUGAGAGAAGCAAUAAUGAUUCAUCUGGAACUGCAACUGGAACUGAAACUACAACUGGAACUGCAACUGGAACUGUAUCGGGAACUGAAACUGGAACUGCAUCGGGAACUGCAUCUGAAAAUUUGUCGAGAAAUGCAACUGAGAAUUCCGAAGAAAUGCCAAUAAACCGCUUACCUAUUUCAGAUAGGGAAUACAUACUUACGUUAGAAAACAAUUUGGGUUUUGCAAACCAAUUAAAUCAAACAAAUUUACGUGGUGCUAGUACAUUUGUUAAUCAAGAGAGUUGUGGUGGGGAUAACGGGUUCUCAGAGUUGAGUCGCAUUUUGGAGGGUGACUAUGCUUAUAAUCAUGAUACAGAUCGUUUUGAAUAUAUCCAUCCACCAGAAUAUAGUGAUAUAGAGUUAACACCAAUAAGUUCUUUAACAUUAUCGAGAAAUUUAUAUGAUGAUUAUGAUAGUGCAAUAUUUGCUGAUAAAUAUUUGAUCGAGCAUAGAGGAACUUUAAAUGAUCCAUCGGAUUCAGAUGAAUAUGAUGCUGAAGAAUAUGAACUGAUGCAAGCACGAAGAAAUGUAAAUACAAAUCGUGUGCCUAUUGCUGAUGUAUAUGGAAGAGCUAGAUUUACUUUUCACGAUCAAAUAAGUAAUAAUAUGUCACGUAGUUACUCUGAUAUUUAUGACGAUGAUUUAUUUUUUCAUUACGAUAGAGAAUAUGAUACAAGAGAUGGAACUAUAACUAGUAAUCGAUACGGUUAUAUUAAUCGAAAUUAUGGAAAUAACAUCUAUGACGAUGAAGACGAAGAUGAAGAUGAUGGUAAUGACCUUUAUAACAUUUUACAAUUUUCUUAUCCAAGAGGUGGUAAUUCAGCAUAUAGGAGUAAUCGUGCAUAUUCUUUAAACGAUGCUUUGGAUUAUGAUAGUAUGUAUGACGAUUAUGAUGAUGAUGGUAUGUAUCUAUCAGGUAAUUCAUAUCCAUCACGUUCUAUGAGUUAUGAAACCCUUUAUAGAAAUAGUAUGGUUUUGAGACGUUCACCAACUGAAGAAUUAACUUCUGAUGAUACUACUCAAGAUAACUUGCCUCUCAAUAAUUCAUCAUCAACCAAUACACCAUUAAAUAAUAGUGAUGUUAAUAAUGAUACUCCAGUAAAUGAUGAUUUAUUUGAUGAAAUAAAUUUAGAUGAUGAACCUACGGAUACUUUAAAUUUUGGUGAAUUAAGAUUUGAUGAUACUACUAUUAAUGGAACUUCAUUUAAUAAUGAUAUUUUUCCUCGAGAUUCGUUAAGAGAUUUAUCUUAUGAUACUUUAAAACCUAUAGAUAUGUAUUCUAACGAAGAUUCAAGUGAUGAUGAAGAAGAAGUUGGUCCUAGUACAUCUGCAUCUACUUCUAAAGAUUUAUAUGGCAGUGAUGAUAAAUAUAGAUUGGAAAUCCAGGGUUUACUUGAUGAUCACCUUAAUUCACAAUACUCAGAUGAUGAAACUGAUGAAUUAGAGUAUUUUGACACAAUUUCAAAUUUUGAUUAUAAUACUGAUGAGGAAUAUUUUUCAUCUGUUGAAGAUCAUGAAGAUGAUGACGACGAAGAAUUAGAACUCAUUCCAUCUUGUUCGAGUUCAACAUCAAGACGUCGUCGUAGAGCCAAUGGUGGCAGUUCCUUAGCUAAAGAAAGACAUAGAGAAGCAUAA